Molecule: messenger RNA, 807 nt
Organism: Plasmodium cynomolgi strain B
Lineage: Eukaryota; Apicomplexa; Aconoidasida; Haemosporida; Plasmodiidae
Product: rhomboid protease
Exons: 4
Coding region: 1-807 (268 amino acids)
Biological process (GO): proteolysis
Cellular component (GO): membrane
Molecular function (GO): serine-type endopeptidase activity
Source: RefSeq, a predicted model, not a curated record
AUGCUUCGCGAAGAUUUACAGAGGGGAGGGAACGCCCAGGGGGCAAGUGAAAAUGUGCCCCUCAUGGAGGGAAGCCCCAAGGGGGGCACCUUUUACGACAUGCUCUUUCCGGACAUGUCCCCGAGGAGAAUCAUCGUAUGGAUUAGCUUCGCCCAAAUUAUCAUUUACAUUUUGAGUUGCCUCUUAAGCGAAAACUUAACGGCCCCCAGCGUGCAGGCGCUGAUGUUCCUGGGAGCCACGUAUGGCCCCGCCAUCAAGCAAGGAGAAAUCUGGAGACUGCUAUUCCCAAUUUUCCUGCAUGCGAAUUGGUGGCACUUAAUAAUUAACAUAAUGUGCAUGCUGAAUUUAGGCCUAGUGAUAGAGAGUAAAUACAAGAAGGGGAAUUUUUUCUUCCUUUAUUUUUUGUCAGGGGUGGUUGGAAAUAUAUUAACGACCAUCUGCAAUCCGUGUCAGCUAGCUGUGGGGGCAUCAACAAGUGGAUUCGGACUGAUUGGAUUUUCCAUCCUCGAAAUAUUUUUAGCCUGGGCGAAUUUGUCCAGGAGGGCUAAGAACUACUAUAUUUUUAAUGUGUCUGUUUUUGUGCUAUUUUUUUUGUUUGUUAGUUUUUCUCCCACCGUCGAUUUUUUUGGGCACAUUGGCGGCUUCCUCUGCGGGGCCUUCCUGGCCUGCCACUACAACAAGGCCAUGGGAUACGACUUCUUCCAGACGUCCCUGUACUACAGCUUCGCUUGCAUAUGCGCCCUAAUUGUUUUGUACCUCCCAGUUCGGCUCUACGUGACGGACAUGCCAUGUGUACUUUUCCACUAG